Molecule: messenger RNA, 5401 nt
Organism: Paralichthys olivaceus (Japanese flounder)
Lineage: Eukaryota; Metazoa; Chordata; Actinopteri; Pleuronectiformes; Paralichthyidae
Gene: npas2
Product: neuronal PAS domain protein 2
Biological process (GO): circadian regulation of gene expression; regulation of transcription by RNA polymerase II
Cellular component (GO): cytoplasm; nucleus; CLOCK-BMAL transcription complex
Molecular function (GO): DNA-binding transcription factor activity, RNA polymerase II-specific; RNA polymerase II cis-regulatory region sequence-specific DNA binding; protein dimerization activity
Source: RefSeq, a predicted model, not a curated record
CACAGAGGUCUUCAGCCAGCCCCUCGUCUAUCUGCCUGUCACUGUGUGUUCACGUGUGUGUUCGUGUGUGUUCGUGUGUGUGUCAGUGUGUGUGUCAGUGGACGGGACACGUUGUGAGCACCUCUCUGUGGAAAAACGGUGUAAGCUGUGAGGUGUGAAGUGUGUGGGCUGGGACGGGCUCUGGGCUGGAUCAGGAUCUGCCUCUCAACAGGCGGCCCCUCUCUCUCUCACACUCACCGGUAAGAAUCAUCUGUGCACGGAGGCGCAGCGAAGUUUCAUCUGUGGGAAACUUUUUUUUUGGGAAUAUAAGACGUCGUAUUUUUUUUUGUGAUCAUUUUGCCGGUUACAGCCUCUUUCCCACAUGUCCCCGUCUGGCUCCGUCUGAGGACUUGGCGUUUCUUUGGUGGACUGGAGGCAGUGGUGGGUAGCUGGUCCGUGGUAGGAUUUUCCAAAAGAGUGUUCAGACAAGGUCAGCGCGGAUGGGACUUAUAAGACUUCAGAAAGGGCCUGGUUGGGAAAGGGUGUGAGAAUGGACAACCUUUCUGACUUUGGUGUCCCUUGCUCGUCUGCCCAUAGGGAAUGGGACACCAACAGCUGCGUGGAGGAUUUAAUGGAUGACGAUGAGAAAGACAGGGCAAAAAGGGCAUCCCGUAACAAAUCGGAAAAGAAAAGAAGAGACCAAUUCAAUGUGCUCAUCAAGGAGCUAUGCACUAUGCUGCAGGGCCAAGGCCAUCCACGCAAGAUGGACAAGUCCACCAUACUGCAGAGAACUAUUGAUUUCUUGCAGAAACAGAAAGACAUCACUGCACAGAAUGAAACCUGUGAUGUGAGACAGGACUGGAAGCCUUCGUUCCUCAGUAAUGAGGAGUUCACUCAGCUAAUGCUGGAGGCCCUAGAUGGCUUCUUGGUAGCAUUAACUACAGAUGGAAACAUCAUAUACGUAUCUGACAGUGUGUCUUCACUUACUGGCCAUUUACCGUCAGAUAUGGUGGACCAAAAUAUCUUGAAUUUCCUCCCGGAGCGGGAACAUGGCGAGGUGUAUAAGCUGCUAUCCUCCCACAUGCUGAUGACUGACCCCAUUGCUGCUGACUUCCUUGACAGUGAGGCACAUAUUGAAUUUUGCUGUCAUCUAGCGAGAGGUAACAUUGACCCAAAAGAGCCACCUGUGUACGAGUAUGUCAAGUUUGUUGGAGAGUUCAAGUUUCAUAACAAUGUGCCUAGAUCUUGUAACGGGCUUGAGAUGUCGCUACCAAGAAGCCUACAGUCAGCACUGGAGGAGCAGGUCUGCCUCAUUGCUACUGUACGAUUAGUCACUCCACAGUUUGUCAAGGAUUUGUGUAAUGUGGAAGAUCCUUGUGAUGAGUUCACUUCCAGACACAGCCUUGAAUGGAAGUUUCUGUUUUUAGAUCACAGAGCUUCACCAAUCAUAGGCUAUUUACCCUUUGAGGUUCUUGGAACAUCUGGCUAUGAUUACUAUCAUGUAGAUGACUUGGAGCUUAUAGCUCAGUGUCACAAUCAGUUAAUGCAGUUUGGAAAGGGUAAAUCGUGUUACUAUCGCUUCCUCACCAAAGGUCAGCAGUGGAUUUGGUUGCAGACUCACUACUACAUCACUUACCACCAGUGGAACUCCAAACCUGAGUUCAUUGUCUGCACUCACACUGUUGUCAGUUAUGCUGAGGUGCGAGCUGAAAGGAGGAGAGCGUUUGGCCUUGAGGAGCUGUCUCCACCUGAGAUAGCUCCCUCCUCUGUGAAGGCUCAAGAGCUGUACUUGGACAUCUGCUCCACACUGGACCCAGCACGGGACAGAAACAGUGGUGCACGUUCAGUAUCCUCCCACAGCUCCCGGAAGUCCUCCCACACAGCGCUGUCAGACUCUGCAUCUAACUCCUACACAGAGGCCUGCACACCCUCGUGGCAGUCUGCUUCCAUUGGGACGGAGAAGACGUCUGCCAGACUCCAGCCUAGUAGUUCAAAGAAUUUGGCACAAAGACAAAAUUCCUUUGACCUCGUCCCCCAAAUGAGCCUCCCCCUUUCUCCUACCUGCAGCAACCACUCCGCAAUGCAACAGCAAACACAGCAGCAGCCUCAGCCACAGUCGUCCAUGUAUCAGCUGCAGCAGCCUCAGCUCGGAGUGAUGAACCAGCUGAAGGAGCAGCUGGAGGAGAGGACGCGAAUUCUGCAGGCUGACAUUAAGACACAGCAGCAGGAGUUGCAUGACAUAAAGGAAAAGCUUCACUUGGCUAACCUCCAGAUGCUGUUACAGCAGCCUGUCCACGAUGACUUUGGCCAGGCCCAGCAGCAGGGCCCGGGCAGGCCGGCCCAGCAGAGCCAGUCAGGGGUGAUCAGGCAGCACUCAGGCCACCCAAAACCACCAGCCUGCGGGGCCCACAGCUCGUCCCCUCACUCACUCCUGAGAGAGAACAGCUCACCCUCCACACAGGUCCAGCAAAGAACUGCACGGGACGGGCAAGUACAGGCAGUGAGUCUGCCCGUGCAGACGAACACGAGUCUGACGAUGCCCUUCUACAGCAACCCCAUGAUGUUCUCCCAGACUAACACGCGGCCUCUGCAGGAUGCAAACCAAAGACACACAGACAACGAGUUCAACCAAGAUGGACAACUACGCAUGCUUCUCAACCAACCAAUGCAGACGCUGGUUCCCACUAGCAGUGUCACCUCACAGCCUUCCCAGUGCAACAUGGGCAUCUCCCAAACCAUAUACACCUUGGAGCAGCAGAUCCUCGCCCCGUCGUUCUCCAUGCAACAGGUCAACUGCAACGCUGUCCUUGUGCCCUCCCCGGUAUUCACAUCACCCAUCAUGUUCCCGCACAACAGUUUCAUCCCACCCCAGUCUCAGUCAACCUACCACACUCAGCCUCAGGCCUCCCAGCACUCCCUUCAGCUACAACAGCCCCAGCAGUUCUUUCAGAUGACUCAAGGACUUGUACAUGGUGGUUCUACUCCAGCAUUCUUACACGCCACUAAUGUUCCACAGCAAAGCACUGUGGGAUACAUCCAGCAGCAGCAGCAGCAGCAACAGCCGCAAGCACAGCAGCAGCAGCAAAGGCAGUACCAACAUUCCCAAAACCAGACUGGCAGUGUUUCAGACUUCCGAAAUAUGCUGACCCGGUAGCGCUGUGGACUCUGUCAUAGCGCUGAGGUCUCCCUCUGUGUCGUCGCCAUGUUGUGGCAUUUGAAGUCAAACUUGACGUCAUGUUCUGCAAGACAAAUGCUGGAAAGUGGAAAAUCGCUCAUAGUGACCCUUUUGAUGUGAAGCUGCCUGUUCAGAGGAAGGAGUGGAGCGAUAAAAACCACAAGCAGAAGCUGCGCUGACCUGACGUCAGCCUGUGGGGCUGAGCCCACUUCACGCUCAGUCGUCAGUCAGUGACGCUGCUAGAACAAGUGGAUUAUCAAAGCUCUCAAGAAGACACAAUUUUCACAUGUUUACAUGUGGACGUUUUCAUCUAACACAGAGAGUUUCCUUCUAAGUGUCUGUUUGCACCCCCCCAAAUAUUCUAUUUUCCUCUCUAAUAAUGGCUCAUCAGUGAGAUUAGUUUUCAUACCUAAAACUUGACACCCCGCCCCAGCAACAUAAUAUCACCCCUGGUCCGAACUUAACGAUGAAAAUGCUUCAUCUCAUGAGGGAAUGAGAUCAGAGUGUGUUUCAGGUGUUGAUCCCAUUUUGUCCCAACAAGCAAAGAUUUACUUGCAGGAAUGUUUGUGGCAGGUUGCUUGAGAGGAGCUUUACAGCUUUAUGAUUGUGGCACAUGCAGUAAUAAGAUGACUAUCAUAUCUAACAUCAGGCGUAAUCAGAUGUAACAUGCUACACUGGGAAACUGGAGGGAGGGAGAUCCUCCAAUAACUAGAAAGGUCUAUCUAGAUUUUUAAAGCCUCAAUCUGGGACUGACGAUGGAGUGUUACGACUAUAACACCACUUCUCACAGAGAGUGAUGGCAAAGCUCUGAAGUCCUGAUGCUUCUGAUGAAGUCUGCAGCACGAGACUUCAGGUGAAAAACAAGCUACCAGAGGGGGGGAAACAAUGUGUGCCUUUAACCGUGGUGCGGUUUGAUGGUUUAGUCUGAUUACGGCUUUAAAAAUCCAGCUCAGGUCCAUUUGGAAUACAAAGUUAUAUUUUCGUAGGUCAUAAUUUAUUUUCAGCAUCAGAUUAAAACAAAGGACAUCUAGAUUUGUAUUGGAUAUAUUACAAAUAUAUAUUGGCUGCUUUUUGCAACCGUGAAAAUCUGUAUUUCCAAAAUCUUUCUUUAAUGAUAGUAUCUAAUAAGAUUCAUUUAAGUAUUUACUGAAACCCUAAUGAAAUGAUUUAAUGUUUUAUUUAUUACAGAUAUAUUUGAAACAAUAUAUCAGAUAAGAAAGUAGUUUUAUAUUGAUUUAAUGUUCAUACAGACAUUAAAAGGUCAACACUGGUCUUAAUGUCUCACCCCAUCAUGUUUUUAUGAGAAGAGUGCAACACCUCUUAUCUGUGUGUUUUCCACGAUGCAGCAAACUGCAGCAGCGAGGAUCUCAGAAACAGUGAGAAGAGAUUUUCUGCCUGCUGUGAUUUCUCUGAACUGUUGCCCUGUUUAUUUAAGUCUGGUCAUUUGAUCGCAUCAGUUCAAACGCCUGAAGUCAUGACAUUUUGUUCCAAUUAUGAGCAGCUGGGCUCAUUGACAAGUGAAUAACACACUGCUUCCUGCUACGAAUGUGAUCUCAUUGGAAAAAAAGAGCAGAUAAUUCAUUUACCUUGAAAACAAGGCCACCUCCAAUGUGCUACUUUGUGAAAUAUAAUACAACAAAAACACUAAAUUUGUCUUUAUGUUGAAUUAUCAAAAAUUGGUCUUUCAUAUGUCUGAAAGUGAUUUGCGGAGUCGGUUCUGUCUGGACGUUGAGAUCUCAUUCUUUACACACUGUGCUGGUUCUAACUGUGUUUGGGAAAAUCUCCUGAGCCGUUAGUUUUUGAGAGAGCCGUACGUCCAACUACUCAUCUCUUGUAACCACACUCCUAAUCUCAAACAGUCAGUGUGGACAUAAAGGUUGAGAUCUGAUGUGCUGAGAUGACAGUGGUAACAGAAUGAGGUGCGGAGGGGUUCGGUGGAGCCAUAUUUGCAGUUGAACAAUGUCAAGGAAAAAAACGUACGUGCCUCUCUGUCUGUGAUGACAAUCACACGCUACUUGUAACGGUGCACUGUGCAAGACCUGCCUGCGUCAGAGUCUGACGUUAUGAUCAUUUAUAUCCGACAAUCUUCUACCUUCAAUUUCGUGUUACAUGUUAGUUCCCUACAGAAGCAUAUUGCAUUCACUUGAGAAAAAGUCCUUCUCUUUUUUCUAAAUUUACAUGAUCAUUUUCUGUUGACACGAGGAAAAAACAAUCUGCUCUGUUUUUAUGGAAUUACGAGAGAUGAAA